AUGUCCCAGCAGCACACACUGCCAGUGACUCUCUCCACUGCUCUCGAGACUGUUUCUCCACCUGCUGAUCCCCAGCAGGAGCAAACGAAGCAGCCAACUCCCCUGCCUGCCCCAGGCCAGGAGGUGCCUUCCGAGCCCCCAGUGGAGGUCCUCAUGCCAGCAGAGAUCCCCAUGGGGUACGGGGAGAAACACACAGUUCCUGUGAAGGGAGUGCCCGAGCAAGAAUCGGUGCAGUCACAGAAGGAGCAGCAGCAGGAGCCACAGGAGCAUCUUGAACAGCAGCCACAGCAACCAGAGCUCCGCAAGCAGGAACAGCCACAACAGGAGCCACAGGGACAGGAACAGCAUGUGGAACAGCUACCAGAGGAGCCACGGGGACAGGAACAGCAUGUGGAACAGCUACAACAGGAGCCAUGGGGGCAGGAACAGCAUGUGGAACAGCCACAACAGGAGCCACACAAGCAGGAACAGCAUGUGGAACAGCCACAACAGGAGCCACAGGGGCAGGAACAGAAGCAGCAGCAGCAGCAACAGGAGCCACAGGCGCAGGAACAGAAGCAGCAGCAGCAACAGGAGACACAGGGGCAGGAACAGCAUGUGGAACAGCAGCAACAACAGGAGCCACACAAGGAGGAACAGCAUGCAGAACAGCCACAACAGGAGGCACACAAGCAGGAACAGCAUGUGGAACAGCUACACCAGGAGCCACACAAGCAGGAACAGCAGCAACAGGAGCCACAGGGGCAGGAACAGAAGCAGCAACAAGAACAUCAGGAAGCAGAAAACCUGGAGCAGCAGCUGCAGCACAAGAAAGCAGAAAAGGAGCAGCAGCUGAAGGAGCAGCUGGAACAGAAGAACCCAUUGGACCAGCAACUGGAUCAUAAGCUAGCAAAGAGAGAAGAGCAACUGGAAAAGGAACAAGAGCCUCUGCCUGAGCACCUGGAGCACCAGGAGAAGCAGCUGGAGUCAUCAACACAGCAGGAGGAGCAUCGGGAGGAGCUUGUGUUUGUCUCAGUUCCUAGCCAGGUCCAAGAGACCCAGCCAGUCAAGGAACCAAAGGGGGAGGUCAUGCCCCCUGCAGAGCAGCAAAAGCAGGAAGUUCACAAGUAA
Choloepus didactylus (southern two-toed sloth) is the source of this 1110-nucleotide messenger RNA. It is a transcript of the gene IVL, whose product is annotated as involucrin. The transcript has a single exon. Lineage: Eukaryota; Metazoa; Chordata; Mammalia; Pilosa; Megalonychidae. The coding region runs from base 1 to 1110 and encodes 369 amino acids. The record is from RefSeq and is a predicted model, not a curated record.